Messenger RNA from Saccharomyces eubayanus, 1506 nucleotides. It is a transcript of the gene PSD1, whose product is annotated as phosphatidylserine decarboxylase 1. Gene Ontology annotation, cellular component: mitochondrion. The coding region runs from base 1 to 1506 and encodes 501 amino acids. The record is from RefSeq and is a predicted model, not a curated record. The transcript has a single exon. Gene Ontology annotation, molecular function: phosphatidylserine decarboxylase activity. Gene Ontology annotation, biological process: phosphatidylethanolamine biosynthetic process. Lineage: Eukaryota; Fungi; Ascomycota; Saccharomycetes; Saccharomycetales; Saccharomycetaceae.
AUGUCAAUCAUGCCAGUCAAGAACGCCUUGGCACAAGGAAGGACGCUCCUCAUGGGGAGGAUGCCUGCUGUGAAGUUCUCCACAAGGAUGCAAUUAAGAAACAAAACCGCUGUGCUAUGGAAUAGAAGGUUUUCCACACGUCUUUUCGUUCACCAACGACGUAGUUCCGGUGAAAUUGUGGAUCGUGCUAAGGCAGCUGCCGCAAACAGUGGGAAGAAACAAGUUUCUAUGAAAUGGGUUGUACUUACUAGUUUCACCAUUGUCCUCGGGACCAUCCUGUUGGUCUCAAGGAACGAUAAAACAGAUGAAGAGGAUGACACAAAAAGUAAGAAGGGAACAAGAACAAGAAAAAUCAAAAUAUUUAACAAUAACUGGCUUUUCUUCUGCUAUUCUACUUUACCCUUGAAUGCAAUGUCUCGGCUAUGGGGCCAAGUGAAUUCUCUCACUCUACCCAUCUGGGUUAGGCCAUGGGGUUACCGGUUAUAUUCUUUUCUAUUCGGGGUUAAUCUGGACGAAAUGGAAGAUCCUGAUUUAACACACUACGCAAACUUAUCUGAAUUCUUUUACCGUAAUAUAAAGCCAGAUACGCGUCCGGUAGCACAAGGCGAAAACGUCAUUUCCUCUCCAAGUGAUGGGAAGAUUUUACAAGUUGGUAUAAUCAACUCUGAAACGGGUGAGAUUGAACAGGUUAAAGGUAUGACAUACUCAAUCAAGGAAUUCCUCGGCACUCAUUCCCACCCUUUGAUGUCGAAAAGUGAAUCUAGCUUGGAUUUGACUUCCGAUGAAGAAAAGCAUAAAGAAUUUGCCAGAAUAAACAACUUUCAAUUAGCGGGCGCAGGGGAUACGGAACAACCUCUCAUCACAAUUAAAAAUGAAGGUGACCAAUCUGUUGAAGAGUUUAAACCAAGCGUUUCCAAAAAUAUACAUCUUUUAAGCCAACUUUCUCUGAGCUACUUCUCUAACGGAUUUUCGUGCUCAGAACCUCAUGAUACGGAACUAUUUUUUGCCGUUAUAUAUUUGGCCCCCGGUGAUUACCAUCAUUUCCACUCCCCAAUUGACUGGGUCUGUAAAGUUCGCCGUCAUUUCCCAGGUGAUUUAUUUUCUGUAGCACCUUACUUCCAACGUAACUUCCCUAAUCUUUUCAUUCUAAACGAAAGAGUUGCUCUAUUGGGUGGUUGGAAAUAUGGAUUUUUCAGUAUGACGCCUGUUGGUGCUACAAAUGUUGGUUCCAUUAAACUGAAUUUUGAUCAAGAAUUUGUAACAAAUUCUAAAAGCGAUAAACAUUUAGAACCACAUACUUGCUAUCAAGCAAUCUAUGAAAAUGCAAGUAAAAUAUUAGGGGGUAUGCCUUUGGUCAAAGGUGAAGAAAUGGGGGGCUUCGAAUUGGGCAGUACCGUCGUUCUAUGCUUCGAGGCACCAACUGAAUUCAAAUUCAAGGUUAAUGUUGGUGAUAAGGUUAAAAUGGGACAGGAGUUAGGCAUUAUUGAAAAUAAAGAUUCAAAAUAA